AUGGAUAUUGUCAACGAUAGAGAUGAAGAUGGAAAUAUUACCAAAGCAGCUCCUACAUUUGACUACAUUGAGAACAAGGCCAUCGAGGAGGAGCAUCGAAAAGGACAGCUGGGUAACAAGCCUGCAGACACAAAUGCGCUUCCCGCCUUCACACUGAGCCGAAGCUUUGAGGACAAAAAGAUCAUACCGUCCCUAGACGGGCAAACAUGCCGAAUCGAGAUAUAUAAUGUCCCGUUCUGUGCUUUCUGUCGAAGGCCCUAUCAUACAGAGCCUGAAUGCUUCAAGAAGAAUCCCGAUCUGAGGGACCAAGAAAAACGGAAAAAGACACGCAAGCCAAGGUCCAGCGGUGUAACCGCCGACUCCCGUAAGCUAUCUAAGAAGCGCGCCAAUACAGACAAUGAGGACGACGAUUCUGAGGGGCCGAGGGACCCUAAAAGACCUACCUUCAUGGCGACGCGAGUCUCGAGACAAGAUAUCAAUGAAGCAUUCGGAGCGGAAAUCGAAGGAAACUUUGCUACGUUUGAUCAUAUUCCUUGUUUGAUGGUCACAAAAGCUCCCUCGAUCCGUGACGCCUGGAUCGUGGAUAGUGGGUGUGCCUAG
This is a messenger RNA of Penicillium daleae, 600 nucleotides long. RefSeq lists its product as uncharacterized. Lineage: Eukaryota; Fungi; Ascomycota; Eurotiomycetes; Eurotiales; Aspergillaceae. The transcript has a single exon. The record is from RefSeq and is a predicted model, not a curated record. Bases 1 to 600 code for a protein of 199 amino acids.